AUGGCAUCCAAGGCCGACCAUGAGGUCCAGUACCUCCGAAAAGCAGCUGAGAACGAGCUGGAGGAGAAACUGGGGCAGUCGGCCAUCUUCGAAGCGAAGCAAGCUUCAGAUGACGAGCACGCCCAAACUCUGAUGCAAGCCCUCAGCCAGAACCGCAAGGCGGUCUUCUGGUCGGUCAUGAUCUCCAUGUCAAUCGUCAUGGAAGGAUACGACGUGAUCCUUAUCAACAAUUUCUUCGCCUACCCCGAGUUCAAAAAGAAGUACGGGAGCUGGUACGGCGAUGAGAUCGGGUAUCAAGUGUCCGGCCCUUGGCAGACCGGUCUCACCAUGGCCUCCACCGUCGGCGCCAUUUUCGGCGGUCUUAUGAACGGAUUCUUCGCUUCCAAAUACGGCUACCGAUGGGUCAUGAUUGUCGCGAUGGGAUUUCUCAACUGCUUCAUCUUCGUCGUCUUCUUCGCUCAUUCUGCCGGCAUGUUGCUUGUCGGCCAGAUCCUGUGUGGUUUCUCGUGGGGUGUCUUUGCCACGCUUAGCCCUGCCUAUGCUUCCGAGGUCUGCCCAACCAACCUUCGUGGCUACAUGACGACCUAUGUAAAUCUCUGCUGGGCGACUGGUCAACUCAUCGCUGCAGGCGUCCUCCGAGGGUGUCUCAGCAUCGAAGGGGAGAUGGCAUACAAGAUCCCCUUUGCGAUCCAAUGGCUCUGGCCCGUGCCGUUAAUGGUCGUCUCCUACCUCGCCCCCGAGAGCCCCUGGUACCUCGUCCGCAACGACCGCCUCGAGGAAGCGCGCCGGUCCAUCGAGAGACUCAGCGGAGACAAGACCCAGGACCAGAUCAACGCGCAGCUGGCGAUGAUGGUCCACACCACCAAGGUCGAGGCGGGCGUGACCCAGGGCGUCUCGUACAAGGACUGCUUCAAGGGCGUCGACCUGCGCCGCACGGAGAUCUGCUGUGUCGCGUUCGCCGGGCAGGUCAUGUCCGGUAGCAGCUUCGCGUAUACACCGACCUACUUCUUCACGACCGCCGGCAUGGAUACUGCCAAUGCUUUCGAGUUGAGUCUCGGAGCUAAGGGCAUGGCUUUCAUCGGGACGAUGAUGUCUUGGUGGCUUAUUUCUUAUUGGGGCCGUCGUCAAAUCUACGUCACCGGGAUAGGGGCCUUGACCGUCAUCUUGUUUAUCAUUGGCAUCCUGGAUGUAUCUGCCGGUAAGAAAGGGCUGUGGCCGUCUGGGGGCCUCUGUGUCUUCUGGUUGUUCAUCUACUCACUUACGAUCGGACCGAUUACCUACAGCGUAAUCAGCGAGACAUCUUCGGUCCGCCUUCGUCCUCUGACGGUCGUGCUAUCCCGAAACGCAUAUCAACUAGUCAACAUUGUUUCGCAAGUAUUGCAAACUUACAUGAUGAACCCUACCGAGUGGAAUCUGAGAGGCAAAGCGGGCUUUUUCUGGGCAGCAACUGCCGGAAUCAUCUUCGUGUGGUCGUUUUUCCGCCUGCCCGAGGCCAAGGGCCGCACAUACGAGGAGCUGGACAUUCUAUUCGCCCGCGGCGUGCCGGCUAGACAGUUCUCAAAGGCUCAGGUCGACGCGUAUGCGUCAUCGAGCCAGGCCGAGGAUGUUCACGAGGCUACUCCUCCGAAGGAGGAUAAGUGA
Colletotrichum karsti is the source of this 1641-nucleotide messenger RNA. Its product is annotated as MFS sugar transporter. The record is from RefSeq and is a predicted model, not a curated record. Lineage: Eukaryota; Fungi; Ascomycota; Sordariomycetes; Glomerellales; Glomerellaceae. Gene Ontology annotation, molecular function: carbohydrate:proton symporter activity. Gene Ontology annotation, cellular component: membrane. The coding region runs from base 1 to 1641 and encodes 546 amino acids. The transcript is spliced from 10 exons. Gene Ontology annotation, biological process: transmembrane transport; carbohydrate transport.